This is a messenger RNA of Oryzias latipes (Japanese medaka), 2359 nucleotides long. RefSeq lists its product as uncharacterized. Gene Ontology annotation, molecular function: DNA-binding transcription factor activity, RNA polymerase II-specific; RNA polymerase II cis-regulatory region sequence-specific DNA binding. Gene Ontology annotation, biological process: regulation of transcription by RNA polymerase II. The record is from RefSeq and is a predicted model, not a curated record. Lineage: Eukaryota; Metazoa; Chordata; Actinopteri; Beloniformes; Adrianichthyidae.
GAUCUCAUUAUUCAUACAUGUGUGUGUGGGGUGGGCGUUCUUGAACCCUCCCUCCCCGCGCGCGCACGCGCGGGUUGGGCGUUUCUUUUCCUGGGUUUGGCGGUUUUCACAUGACUUUUGGGCUGGAAAACUGUGACUCUAUCUUAUCUGGCAACACUGAACACUGUUAGCCAUAUCAGAUCGAGAAGUGUUCAGAAGAAGUUGGCGUUGUUUCCCCCUCUCGUUUGGUGAAUGUUGGAGCCGCUGUUUCAAAAAUGUCUUCCGGUCAGCCUCUAAAAGACUUUAUCAACAACGUGGUCACUGAUGCUGCUGAAAAAAUCAUCCAACACUUCGAAGAAAGCUGCGUUCAGUUUGAGGAGGAGCUCCAUCGUCAGAGCAGACUGCUGGAAAUCAUCGCGGAUCCACAGACGAGACCUCAAACUCUCCUUCUCCCCCAGUAUUUUCUAAGGACCCAAGAGAGGAACUCCAGUGUGAAGCUGGAUAAUGCAGAACCUCUUCAGAUUAAAGGGCAACAGGAGCUCUGCAACAGCCAGGAUGUAGAGCAGCUGGAUCUGAAUCGGGAGAUGGAUAUCUUGAUGGGAACUCCUACUCAUGAAGAAAAGGAAGAUCUAAACUGUCAGCAUCUCCUAACUCAGACCUUAAAUGCAACUGAUGACCAGAAUAAAGAAGGAAACCAUCAUGAAGUAUCUAGAUUGACUAUGAUGGAGAAACAAACUCAUGGAAAAAAGAUCAGAAAAAAAGAAGCUGUGUCAAAAACCUGGACAUCCAUCAUGAGUCAGAAAAGUCUGAUACUAAGACUAAGUCGGAAAAACAAUAUGAAGGUAAAAAAACACUUCAAGAAAAAAAGACUAAUGGAAAAACAUUGCAGAACCAAGACGGUAAAAAAGCAUUGCUGUGAAGAAUGUGAAAAAAGUUUCACUACUCCUUACUGUUUAAGACGACACAUGAGAAGUCACACAAGAGAAAAAGCUUUGUCCUGCAAAGAAUGUGGUAAAAGUUUCUUUUAUACAAAAGGCCUAACUUCUCACAUGAGAACCCACACAGGGGAAAAGCCUUUUUCCUGUAAAGAAUGUGGUAAAAGUUUCUUUUAUGCAAAAGGCCUAACUUCUCACAUGAAAACCCACACAGGGGAAAAGCCUUUUUCCUGUAAAGAAUGUGGUAGAACUUUCUCUCAAGCAAGCUACCUAAAAAGUCACAUGAUGACCCACACAGGAGAAAAGCCUUUUUCCUGUAAAGAAUGUGGUAGAAGUUUCUCUCGGGCAAACACCCUAAAAGGUCAUAUGAGAAUCCACACAGGAGAAAAGCCUUUUUCCUGUAAAGAAUGUGGUAGAACUUUCUCUCAAGUAAGCUACCUAAAAAGUCACAUGAGAAUUCACACAGGAGAAAAGCCUUUUCCCUGUAAAGAAUGUGGUAGAACUUUCUCUCGAAGAGACAGCCUAACUAAGCACAUGACAAUUCACACAAGAGAAAAAGCCUUUCAGCCAUGCAAUAACAGUAUCAUCUGACAGGUUUUCAUAGACUGUGUUCUUUUUUCUAAAUAAUCAGUCUAGUUUAGAUCAUUCUGUUGUUCAAUUAAAAAUGUCAUUGUUUUGAAAUACCAUAAAUAUUAAGUUUUUGAUUAACCUAUUUACUGUUUGAGAGAACUGGACAGAGCAAGUGUGACGUCACCCAUAGAAAAUGGCUUACUUCUGGAUCCAUCCAAAGUUAUGUCAUUUUUCCUAGUUUACACAGUUUUUGUGGCAACUACUGGUACCAAUUAGGAGUGAGCUUGUUUGAUGUCCACACACCUACCACUGAAAGCAGGCUCGAAAGAAUCUGCAACGUCUUGAACGUUAGAGGUGGGGGCCAGAGGCCACCACAUGCUGUUGUUGAGUCAUCUGAUUUGCCAGCUUAUAACUCGAAUAACUUGCAGUUGAGAGAUAUGAAAACAAAAUCAGGAUUUGCAAGUAAAUCUGAAAAAGUUAGCAGAGCAUAAAGAACUAUUUAGACAAAUGUAAUGAGUGAGUAAUAGCUGUUUAUUUCUCAAAUGAAGUCUAUGGGAUUUUGGCUUGAUGGAGCCAGCAGAUACGUCCUAUUUAGAGUGCAAGUGUGUGUGUAUGUAUGGGGGGAGGGGUUUCUCAAUCCAGUUUUCGUAUACAGUGAAUGUUUUAUCUUAGAACAAGUUACUUAGGUUUUUGUUAGCACUGCUCCCACCCAGCACACCACUGCAUGGAGGAUGGUACUGAAGACAACAACCUGCCAAGAUGUAAAAGCAAUUGGGGACACAUAUUAACCCUUGUGCUAUCCUAGGCACUUUAACGUUGGGAGUUGGGUCAUCUAGACCCCACUAGACAGGGCUCUGAACCGUUUUUCUUCAAUG